Molecule: messenger RNA, 2009 nt
Organism: Stereum hirsutum FP-91666 SS1
Lineage: Eukaryota; Fungi; Basidiomycota; Agaricomycetes; Russulales; Stereaceae
Exons: 6
Coding region: 232-1854 (540 amino acids)
Cellular component (GO): nucleus
Molecular function (GO): RNA polymerase II transcription regulatory region sequence-specific DNA binding
Source: RefSeq, a predicted model, not a curated record
CCGAACCGCCCGACGGCCUCGUCCUCCUCGUCUCCUUUUCUCUCUGGCCCCCCAGCACCUCAUUCUUCUACAGACCCCUCGCAAGGUGGGAAUGGACACUCUAGUGGCUCGCAGGGCCCUGGGGGUGCUGGUACGGGAGGAGAAGAGGAGGACGGCGAGGGAGGGAAGAAGAAGAAGGCGGGAAAGAGGAGGAAGGUCAACCACGCUUGUCUGUAUUGCAGGAGGAGCCAUAUGACUUGCGACGAAGGCAGGCCUUGUCAACGUUGCAUCAAACGUGAGAUAGGCCACUUGUGCCAUGAUGAACGGCGGCCGAGCAAAAGCGACAAGCAGCCGUCGGCAGGCCCGAGUAUGUCCCAGCCUCCUUCCCAGCACCAGCAGCAGCCUCAGUUGGUUAUGCCUCCCACCGCGAUCCCCUACCCGCCCAUGGCCAGCCCUGCAGCGAUGUGGCCGAGCAUUGCUGUCCCACAAGGAACGUAUAUGUACCCGCAAUUCGAGACGUUCGGAAAGGAGUUCUCUGUGCUCUCAGAUUUUCUGGAUACGCUCGAUGAGCAGUCGUUCUUCAAUCCGAAUGCUCAGCAACAACAGAGCGUCAAUCCGUCUUCCCUCGUCUCGCCGCCGCAACCUCAAUAUAUACAGCCUGCGCCACCACCACCGAGGCAGCAACAACGCCAGAUCGCGCCACAGCCGCAGCAGACUCAACAGCAGCUCGAGGCGAACCUCGACCCGGCUCUCUUGCAGCAGUCUCAGCAAGCGCAACAGCAGCAACAGUAUCAGGCCCAGCAGCAGCAACAACAGCAGCAACAGCAACAGCAGCAACAGCAGCAGGGGCAAAGCCAGGACCAGCCUGGCAUCGGAGUCAUCGAUCCCGCUCUUCAAUCACUCCAGCCGGGUUCAUCUGGUCUCUCCAACACCACGAACGACAGCACAGCCGGCGAUGGUCGUCAGGAAGACUCGCAACAACAGACCGAUGGUGGUCAAUCGUCCUCGUCGGAAGAGUCUGAAGAGCCCGUCCUCCCCGCCGCCACCAUGACCGAAAAGUUCCUCCUCACCGCGGCGGACCAAGAGCCCGGGACGCGCGACGAACGGCUCAAGCGCGUCAUCCGCACGAAGUACGAAGCUGGGCUGCUGAAGCCGUACAACUACGUCAAAGGUUACGCCCGUCUCUCGCGCUGGAUGGACCGCAACGUCUCGCAGGACUCGAAGCAGCAGAUCUUGAGGCCGCUGAGCGUGCUGAGGCCGAAGUUUAGGGCGAUCGCGCAGAGCUUGAGGGAUAUAGAUUUGGUGUUUAUUGAGGAGGCGUUUGAGAGGUUGUUGUUGGAUUAUGAUCGGGUUUUCUCGGCGAUGGGCAUUCCGGCGUGUUUAUGGAGGAGGACGGGGGAAAUAUAUAAGGGGAAUAGAGAGUUUGCGGAGUUGGUGGGCUUGGACGGGUUCAUGCUUAGGGAUGGCCGGUUGUGCAUCUACGAACUCAUGGCGGAAGAGUCGGCCGUCAAUUACUGGGAGAAAUACGGCAACGUAGCCUUCGACUCCACCCAAAAAGCCGUCCUCACCUCCUGCGUCCUCCGCUUCAAACCCAACAUCCAAGCCCCCUCCGGCUCCAUCACCCCUGCCAUCCGACGCACCGCCAACACUGCGCCCAUCUCCUCGUCCUUGCCCAUUGCCGUCAGCGCUGCUGUCAAUGCCGCGAAUAACGGUAACGCAGGGGCUGGGGCAACGAGUGGUGGCGCAGGAGCGGCGGCGGAUGCGAAGCCGGGACCGAAUGAGGAGGGGUUUAUUAAUUGCUGUUUUUCGUUUACGAUUAGGAGAGAUACGUGGGGCAUUCCGAGUAUGAUUGUGGGGAACUUCAUAAGGUGUUGAGGUGUAUGGUAGUGGGUGGGGGUUGGAGUGGUAGAGGAUGGUAGGUGUAUACUAGGCGAGGAGUUUGUUGUUGUAACUUAUAGAAGGCGGGGAGGGAAGGGAAGGAAUAGUGUUCAAAGAGCGGUUUGCCUUUCCAGAUUACUCCGAUGUGUUUG